AUGAAAACCGUCAAGGCGCUGAAAAAUGCUGUCGUAUGUCUAAUCUUGUUGCCUCGCUUUCUCCUGGCGGCAUUAAUACUGUGGUUUCUUGAUUUUCUCUGCAUAAGAAAGAGGGUCUUAUUUCUGAUGAGGGAUCAAGACGGCAGCAUGGACGACCCGCCGCUGUGUAUUUCGGACUCUAAUCGAAUGUUCAGCUGGGAGUCGCUCAAAGCGGUCUGGCACGGUCACAAGCUAGACUUUUUUAAAACAGCGCACCUGGGACACGAAGCACCGAACACCGAAGUUGUGCAGCUCGAGGACCGGAAAAAAAGCCGGAUCUUAGAUUACGCGAGGGGCAAGAGACCACUUGUUAUAAAUUUCGGUAGCUGUACCUGACCACCGUUCAUGACGCGCCUAAAGGCGUUUCAGCGCGUUGUAAACCAAUACGCUGAUAUAGCCGACUCUAUUCUUGUAUAUAUUGAGGAGGCGCACCCGUCGGAUGGAUGGGUGAGUUCCGAUGCUCCUUACCAAAUUCCCAAGCAUCGUUGUCUAGAGGACAGGCUAAAAGCAGCUCAGCUUAUGAAUCAAGAGGUGCCGGGAUGCCUGGUGGUCGCCGAUAGCAUGGAUAACUCGUCGAACUCCGCGUACGGUGCUUAUUUCGACAGACUUUAUAUUCUGCAGGAUGGAAAGGUUGUGUAUCAGGGCGGCAGAGGACCAGAGGGGUACCGGAUCUCCGAACUGAGGAGCUGGCUUGAUCAGUAUAGACACCGUGUUGUUGUUUCAAAAAAUGUUGUCAUUCAUGUUUAA
Molecule: messenger RNA, 786 nt
Organism: Chanos chanos (milkfish)
Lineage: Eukaryota; Metazoa; Chordata; Actinopteri; Gonorynchiformes; Chanidae
Gene: dio3a
Product: iodothyronine deiodinase 3a
Exons: 1
Biological process (GO): thyroid hormone metabolic process
Molecular function (GO): thyroxine 5'-deiodinase activity
Source: RefSeq, a predicted model, not a curated record